AUGGCCUCAAAUACAGAGACCGAAAAGGUCACUCAACCUAAUGAAACAAUCCCCAUAUCUGUAGAGUUUACCGGUGGCCUAGAAAUGCUCUUUGCCAACGAACGAAAACAUAAUCUGACGAUUCCCGCGAAGACUAGUGAAGGGAAACAACCGACUAUUGCAUGGCUCAUUCAAUAUCUCGUUGAGAUUUUGAUGCAAGAUACAAGGAAAGAACUGUUCAUUCUUGAUGACCAUGUGCGGCCCGGUAUUCUGGUUUUGAUCAAUGACGCAGAUUGGGAGUUGGAAGGCGAAGAGGCAUAUGAGAUACAGCCUAGAGAUAAUAUAUUGUUUGUAUCCACACUACACGGAGGAUAA
Molecule: messenger RNA, 354 nt
Organism: Talaromyces marneffei
Lineage: Eukaryota; Fungi; Ascomycota; Eurotiomycetes; Eurotiales; Trichocomaceae
Exons: 3
Coding region: 1-354 (117 amino acids)
Biological process (GO): protein urmylation; tRNA thio-modification
Cellular component (GO): cytoplasm; nucleus
Molecular function (GO): protein tag activity
Source: RefSeq, a predicted model, not a curated record